Messenger RNA from Lodderomyces oxycetoniae, 1716 nucleotides. It is a transcript of the gene TOS4, whose product is annotated as Tos4p. The record is from RefSeq and is a predicted model, not a curated record. Gene Ontology annotation, molecular function: protein binding. The transcript has a single exon. Bases 1 to 1716 code for a protein of 571 amino acids. NCBI's taxonomy places the organism in Eukaryota, Fungi, Ascomycota, Pichiomycetes, Serinales, Debaryomycetaceae.
AUGCUGUACUCCAAUUAUCAAUUUCCACCAUCGUCUCCGCUUCAUGAUGUCGAUACAGAAGUGGUAAAGACAAAGAACUCCUUUGCAUUAGCCACAUUGGCUCCUGAGAAGUCGCUAAAUGAGGAGUAUCCAACACCUAAUCCUUCCUCGUCGUUGUUUCGCUCCUCGUCGCCCGCUAGAGCCGCUAACACCAAAUAUGAGCAACAACAACAGCAACAACGGCAAGAGCAGCAGCAACAGCCCCAUCAGCCCCAUCAGCCCCAUCAGCCCCAUCAGCCCCAUCAGCCCCAGCAAUUUACCGCUCUAUUUUGCAAACAAGACAAAGUCAAAAAAACCACCAAAAAACUUAUAAGCAUCAAUAAGGACUUUAACGUGUUGAAUCCAGAUAAAGCGGUUUUGAGAAUCCCCUUUGAGUCAGAUAGCAGUAGCUUUUUCAUUGGCAGAUCAGCACGUAAAUGUCAGUUUCAGUUAAAUUCAAAGGAUACCCAUAUAUCAAGGAAACAUCUCAAAUUGACCUAUGAUUCGCAAAACAUGGUAAUAAAAUGUAUCGGGGUCAACGGAACUGGAAUAGUUAUACCAAAACCUUGCUAUGUUCUUGCAACCGAGCUAGAAAACCACUACAUGGUAUUGGAGAAUAAAAGUGGGAAACCAUUGGACACCUCAAAGUGCAAGAGCCUCACUAUCGAAACAGAUGCAAAUCAUACUGAGUUUUAUAUUCACGAAAAUGAAACUAUCACAUUGCCCAAAUUUGAAAACGUGUUAUUAGAACUUUCGAAACAAGUUGUUUUAUUAAAUCCAAGCGAGGUUGAAGAAUGCCUAACCGAGGAAGACGAUGAAUUAACCGAGGAGGAAGAGUUGGUAUUAAUUGAUAAGAAGAAUACAAUGACAAUGACAUCGACAUCGACAUCGACGCCAAUAAACAAAGUGUUGAGUAGUGGUUCACUUCCAGAUACACCUUUUAAGUUAAAACCGGCAAUUGAAGUGAUGGAGACUAAUGAAGAUAUAGAGUGUGUUGAAACACCUAGCAAAGAACAAAAUGUCAAAAUUGUUUAUCCAAAACCCGUUGUUGCUACUGCUGCUGUGCCAUUUAGCAUUUUUGAAGACAAAACUGAUGCACCACGCUCUUUGACUCCAUCAAACCAGCUGGCUUUAGCUGACGUCACAAAUAGGAGAGCAGUUUCCGAAGAACCCCGUUCGCAAAAACGUCCAGCCGAACAUCAAUCAAUAUGUAGCAAAGACAAUGACUCUCAAGAAGUCACACUGCAACAACAACAACAACAACAACAGCGCGAACAACCACGACAAAGAAAAAAGAAGAAAUCAAGGCCAUCAACUCCAGAAUUUGAUGAAUCUGCUCUUUCCCUUCCAAACCUUUCAGAAAUCAAUAAUAUCUUGAUAAACCACCUUGCGUUUUCAAGACUAAGCUCAACUCCAGCUUCGGUUUUGAACACAAUAAGCGCCUCCACUUUGAAGUUGUCACUUUUGCAAAUAAGAACCGUUUUACAUAAUAUUAAAUGUGUUGGGAUAAUUUAUCGUGAAGGUAAAGAUGCUGCAGGUAAACCACUAGAUGAAGAGUAUUAUUAUGUUCCUGAAAACGACGAUGAUGAAAACAGAAAACAAUUGGUUUCAAAUAUUAAGGGGCACGGUGGGUUGAGAUCUUGUAGAAGAACUCAUAAGCAGUAUUAUUGGAAGAAACCAGCACCAAUCAAAAAGUAA